AUGCCGGGAAUGAUGGAUAAAGGCUCUGAAUAUCUUGGGAAAGGCCGUUCCAAUGGGACUAAAAGUCCAUCAAAUGCCUCGAAUGGACAUUUUUCUGAUGAGAGUGGCAGUGACGACGAGCACGAUGUUGGAAUGCGCGUUGGGUCUGAUUAUCAAGCAAACAUCCCCGAUUAUGAUCCUGGUUCUACGAAGUACACGGAAAAAGACAGCGGUGGCAUGUUGGUGUGGUCUCCAUAUCAUACCAUUGUUGACACUAAAUUGGAUGAAUAUAUUGCCAUAGCCAAAGAAAAACAUGGGUACAAUGUUGAACAGGCUCUUGGCAUGCUCUUUUGGCACAAACACAACAUUGAGAAGUCCCUUGCUGACCUGCCCAAUUUCACCCCAUUUCCAGAUGAAUGGACUGUUGAGGACAAAGUGCUUUUUGAGCAGGCAUUUAGCUUCCACGGAAAGAGUUUUCAUAGGAUACAGCAAAUGUUGCCUGACAAAUCCAUAUCCAGUCUUGUAAAAUACUACUAUUCAUGGAAGAAGACUCGAUCCAGGACAAGCUUGAUGGACAGACAAGCGAGAAAGCUUGCAAACCGCAAUAAUCAAGAUGAGAGUGAUGAAGAAAUGGAAGAAGCUAACCCCACUGAAGCAAAUGAUAGUGACUAUGACCCCACAAAGGAAGCUAAAAAAGAGACCCACUCCGAACCCCAGACUCUGAGCUCAAAGAUUGGGAUGGGCCGGCGGGACCACCAGACCCUACAGCAUCGUCACCACUCCCAGCGUUCCAAAUGCCGUCCACCCAAAGGCAUGUACCUCACCCAGGAGGACGUGGUGGCCAUAUCCUGCAGCUCCACGGCAGCCAGCACUGUCCUCAGACAACUGGAUAUGGAGCUGGUGUCCUUGAAAAGACAGGUCCAAAAUGCAAAGCAGCUCAACAGCGGUCUUAAACAGAAGAUUGAUACCGGCAUAGAUGAAUUCAGGCUGCCUGAGUGCAACCAAAAAAUCAAUGCCCGCUGGACAACAGACGAGCAGCUUCUUGCUGUCCAAGGUGUGCGGAAGUAUGGCAAAGACUUCCAGGCUAUCGCAGAUGUGAUCGGUAAUAAAACCGUGGGUCAGGUCAAGAACUUUUUUGUGAACUACCGGCGUCGCUUUAACCUGGAGGAGGUGCUGCAGGAGUGGGAGGCAGAGCAGGGAACCCGUGCCCCUAAUGGUGACAACGGCACUUCUGGAGAGGAGGGAAAGAACAGCUCUAGCACACCAUCGGGGAAGAGUACGGAUGAAGAGGAGGAGGAGGGGCAGGUGACGCCCGCAUCUGGUCCAUCUCCGGUAGCACAGACGCUGUCGUCUCACACGCCGGUGACCUGCGCCGCCUCCGUCAACCAGCCGCCCCCCCUGCUGCGGCCGUCCCUGCCCGCCACUCCGGCCCUCCACCGGCAGCCUCCACCUCUCCAGCAGCAAGCCCGUUUCCUCCAGCCGCGGCCCGCCCUGAACCAACCGCCUCCGCUCAUCCGGCCUUCCAACCCCUUACCCCCACGCCUCAACCCCCGGCCCAGCGCCCCCAGCGCUCCCUCAGCCAGCACUGCUGCAGGCCAGCAGCCUCCUACACUGGUGGGCAUCCAGCCCGAAACCCCUUCAUCCUCACUGCACUGA
Molecule: messenger RNA, 1635 nt
Organism: Chanos chanos (milkfish)
Lineage: Eukaryota; Metazoa; Chordata; Actinopteri; Gonorynchiformes; Chanidae
Gene: rcor3
Product: REST corepressor 3
Exons: 12
Coding region: 1-1635 (544 amino acids)
Biological process (GO): negative regulation of DNA-templated transcription; regulation of transcription by RNA polymerase II
Cellular component (GO): histone deacetylase complex; transcription regulator complex
Molecular function (GO): transcription corepressor activity
Source: RefSeq, a predicted model, not a curated record